Messenger RNA from Arachis ipaensis, 2002 nucleotides. RefSeq names its product nitrite reductase 1 (gene NIR1). The record is from RefSeq and is a predicted model, not a curated record. NCBI's taxonomy places the organism in Eukaryota, Viridiplantae, Streptophyta, Magnoliopsida, Fabales, Fabaceae. Gene Ontology annotation, molecular function: oxidoreductase activity; heme binding; iron-sulfur cluster binding.
AGCGAAAGGACAUAGAUAUGAAGAAAGAAGCUCUUGCUAUCUCCUAAGGUCCCCUUUCACUCCCAAGUCCCAACCUCUUAUCCCUACAAAGAUGUUCACUCUUUUCAUUCUCCUUCUCCCUCACCGCCAUCACCAUAACAUACACAAACAUCAUCAUGUCUUCCUUCUCUGUUCGCUUUCUCACCCCACCACCAUGCUCCCCCUCCUCCCUCUCUUGCCGCCCGAAGACACCAACAUGCCUCUCGGCCACCACUCCCACGGCGGCUCCGGCCACGUCUCCUCCUCCCCCUCCUUCGGAGGUGGACGCCUCCAGGUUGGAGCCUAGAGUGGAGCAAAGAGACGGUUACUGGGUUCUGAAAGAAGAGUACAGGGGAGGCAUCAACCCUCAGGAGAAGGUGAAGCUUGAAUCGGACCCAAUGAAGCUUUUCAUGGAGAAUGGUAUUGAACAACUUUCUAAGAUAUCUCUUGAGGAGAUUGAGAGUUCUAAGCUUACCAAAGAUGAUAUUGAUAUUAGGCUCAAAUGGCUUGGACUUUUUCAUAGGAGAAAGCAUCAAUAUGGAAGGUUCAUGAUGAGGCUGAAGCUUCCAAACGGAAUAACAACAAGCGCGCAGACGCGGUACUUAGCAAGCGUGAUAAAGAAGUAUGGAAAAGAUGGUUGCGCCGACGUGACGACAAGGCAGAACUGGCAGAUCAGAGGAGUGGUGCUGUCUGACGUGCCGGAAAUCUUGAAAGGUCUGGCAGAGGUUGGGUUGACAAGUUUGCAGAGUGGGAUGGACAAUGUGAGGAACCCUGUUGGUAACCCUCUUGCUGGCAUUGACCCUCGUGAGAUUGUUGAUACAAGACCUUACACCAACUUCUUGUCACAAUUUAUUACCAAUAAUUUUCUUGGCAACCCUGCUGUCUCUAACUUGCCAAGGAAGUGGAAUGUGUGCGUGGUAGGGUCUCAUGAACUGUAUGAGCAUCCACACAUAAAUGAUUUGGCUUACAUGCCUGCCAACAAGGAUGGCCGUUUUGGAUUCAACCUAUUGGUUGGUGGUUUCUUCAGUGCUAAGAGAUGCGCAGAGGCAGUUCCACUUGAUGCAUGGGUCUCAGCUGAUGAUGUUAUCCCUCUUUGCAAGGCUGUUCUUGAGGCCUUUAGGGAUCUUGGCUUCAGAGGCAACCGACAGAAAACUAGGAUGAUGUGGUUAAUUGAUGAACUCGGAAUUGAAGUAUUUAGGGCAGAAGUUGAGAAAAGAAUGCCAGAGAAGAAGCUAGAAAGAGCAUCACAAGAAGAUCUAAUUGACAAACAAUGGGAAAGAAGAGAUUACUUAGGAGUUCAUCCACAGAAGCAAGAAGGCCUAAGCUACGUCGGAAUCCACAUUCCGGUUGGCAGAAUUCAAGCCGAAGAAAUGAACGAGCUAGCCCGUAUAGCUGACGAGUAUGGCACCGGAGAACUCCGCCUCACGGUGGAGCAAAACAUAAUAAUCCCAAACAUCCAAAGCUCAAAACUCGAAACCUUACUUAAGGAGCCUUUACUGAAGGAAAGGUUCUCUCCAGAACCUUCUAUUCUCAUGAAAACGUUAGUUGCAUGCACCGGUAACCAGUUCUGUGGACAAGCCAUAAUCGAGACAAAAGCAAGGGCGUUGAAAGUAACUGACGAAGUUGAGAGACACGUGUCGGUUUCGAGGCCUGUGAGAAUGCAUUGGACUGGGUGUCCUAAUACUUGUGGGCAGGUUCAGGUUGCUGAUAUUGGAUUCAUGGGGUGCAUGACUAGGGAUGAAAAUGGUAAGGCCGUUGAAGGGGUUGAUAUCUACUUAGGAGGGAAGAUUGGAAGUGAUUCUCAUUUGGGUGAGGUUUAUAAGAAGGGUGUCCCUUGUAAGGACCUAGUCCCCAUAGUUGUGGACAUUAUGGUAAAUAAAUUUGGGGCUGUCGUAAGAAACAGGGAGGAAGGGGAUGAAUAAAUUAUUUGACAAAGUGAUGAGAUGCUUGAAAUCAAAGGGAUGUCUCUUCUAGUAUGAUGUGU